Molecule: messenger RNA, 1655 nt
Organism: Magnolia sinica
Lineage: Eukaryota; Viridiplantae; Streptophyta; Magnoliopsida; Magnoliales; Magnoliaceae
Product: serine carboxypeptidase II-2-like
Exons: 10
Coding region: 67-1539 (490 amino acids)
Biological process (GO): proteolysis
Cellular component (GO): vacuole
Molecular function (GO): serine-type carboxypeptidase activity
Source: RefSeq, a predicted model, not a curated record
AACAGGAGAAAGGUAGGAAUACCCAACCCCACAAAUCCAACGAAACCAUCCAAAAGCCUUUGAAAGAUGGAGAAGAAGCAGUGCAGAUGUACUGUUGUUGCUCAUCUACUUGCGAUUAUCGUUCUUGUAGUGAGUAUUGAAAGAGGGAGUUGCAUUACAGAAGAUGGAGAGAAGGAUAGAGUGUCGGAGUUGCCAGGUGGGAAUUCCUUGAACGUGAGCUUUGCUCAUUACUCAGGGUACAUAACCGUAAAUAAAGAGUCAGGAAGGACUCUUUUCUAUUGGUUUUUUGAAGCUGUUGAGGACCCUUCAUCAAAGCCCCUUGUUCUUUGGCUCAAUGGAGGCCCUGGAUGUUCUUCCAUUGCUUAUGGCCUGGCAGAGGAAAUUGGCCCUUUUCAUGUGAAGCCAGAUGGGAAGAGCCUUUAUCUGAACCCAUACUCAUGGAAUCAAGUGGCCAAUAUCUUAUUCCUUGAUUCUCCAGUCGGUGUUGGUUACUCAUAUUCAGACAAUCCCCAAGAUUUGUUGAGCAAUGGAGAUGCAAGGACUGCCCAGGAUUCUUUAGUUUUUCUAAAGAAGUGGUUCAAGCGAUUUCCUCAAUACAAAGGAAGGGAUUUCUAUCUCGCAGGAGAGAGCUAUGCAGGACACUACGUCCCUCAGCUGGCGCAAGUCAUUGUGAGGUCCCAAAAGCUUGCAGAGGAAAAUUCAAUCAAUUUAAAGGGAUAUAUGGUUGGAAAUGCUCUGACCGAUGAUUUCCACGAUCACCUAGGGCUCUUCCAAUUUAUGUGGUCCACCGGUUUGAUAUCUGACGAAACCUAUAACCUGCUGAAUGUUUUCUGUGACUUUCAAUCAUUUGUGCACACCUCACCCAAGUGCGACAAGAUUCUCGACAUUGCUAAUGAUGAACUCGGAAACAUCGAUCAAUAUAGCAUAUUCACUCCUUCCUGCACCAGCAAUGGUACCUCUUCCAAGAGGCUGCUGAAAAGACUGCAUGUGGGACGCAUCGGUGAAAGUUACGAUCCAUGUACUGAGAAGCACUCAACCAUUUAUUUCAACUUACCUGAGGUUCAGAAGGCACUUCAUGUUGAUCCAGCAGUUGCACCGUUGAAUUGGUCGACUUGUAGUGACGUGGUUAGUGAAAAUUGGCGGGACUCUCCUAGGUCUGUGCUAGAUAUUUAUCAGGAGCUCAUACGUGAAGGUCUUCGCAUUUGGAUGUUCAGUGGAGAUACAGAUGCUGUGAUCCCAGUUACAUCGACCCGGUACAGUAUAGAUGCUCUCCAUCUUCCAACCGUGACUCCUUGGCAUGCUUGGUACGACGAUGGUCAGGUAGGAGGAUGGACUCAAGAAUAUAAGGGCCUCACCUUUGUAACAGUGAGAGGAGCUGGUCAUGAGGUCCCUCUCCAUAAACCCAAGUUGGCGCUUGCCCUCAUCAAGGCCUUCCUUUCAGGGAGCCCGAUGCCAACCUUAUCGUCGUCUGAUGUUGCAAAUUACGAUGCGGUGAACCCAAUUCGCACAGUCAUUUCAAAUCAAAUCCCAACAUGGUGAACCUGAUUCGUAGUCAUUUCAAAUCAAGCAAUAGGUGAUUCACUGUGCCAUUAGUAACUCAGUUUCCUAAAGUAUUCUCAAUAAGUUUGACAAUCGUUAAAUGGGAUUUUCCUAUA